CUCAUUCAUGGGUUUUGUGACCGAGGAACUAAACCAGACUGAACGAUUCAAAAUAAAGAGGGACAAAGUCAACAACAUGGCUGUGGUUUACGGCAAAGAAGCCAGUAUGUGGAAGGGUGAGGAGAAGCUGUUGACCAUCUUACACCGUUACAUGGACAUCCACGGGACAGUUUACUAUGAGGCCCAGCGGCCCCCAGAGGUGCCCGCAUUUGUCAGAAACCACGGUUUACUGCCCCAACAGGAGCUACAGCAGCUUCUGAGGAAGGCUAAGCUUUUCUUGGGGUUUGGCUUUCCCUAUGAAGGUCCCGCCCCAUUAGAGGCAAUAGCCAAUGGCUGUGUGUUCCUGCAGCCAAAGUUCAGCCCCCCUCACAGCUCCCUCAACCAUGAGUUCUUCAGAGGGAAGCCCACGUCCAGAGAGGUGUCAUCUCAGCACCCAUACACUGAACAGUAUAUCGGCAAACCCCACGUCAUAACAGUAGACUUCAACAACUCUCAAGAAUUCGAGACAGCUGUUCAAGAUAUUCUCAAAGAGAAGGUGGAGCCCUUUAUACCGUACGAGUACACUUGUGAGGGCAUGCUGGAGAGAGUGAAUGCUUACAUACAACAUCAAAGCUGGCGCUCUCAAAGCAGGAGGAAUUCUGGGAUAGCUGACAGUGAUGAUGCAGCUUUGCCAUCAGCGGCAUCAUCUGAGAAACCUGCUGAGAAUAGAAAUUCAUGCUGGCUCUGA
Molecule: messenger RNA, 727 nt
Organism: Sinocyclocheilus anshuiensis
Lineage: Eukaryota; Metazoa; Chordata; Actinopteri; Cypriniformes; Cyprinidae
Product: alpha-1,6-mannosylglycoprotein 6-beta-N-acetylglucosaminyltransferase B-like
Exons: 6
Coding region: 8-727 (239 amino acids)
Biological process (GO): protein N-linked glycosylation
Cellular component (GO): Golgi apparatus
Molecular function (GO): alpha-1,6-mannosylglycoprotein 6-beta-N-acetylglucosaminyltransferase activity
Source: RefSeq, a predicted model, not a curated record